Trichomycterus rosablanca is the source of this 1680-nucleotide messenger RNA. It is a transcript of the gene myca, whose product is annotated as MYC proto-oncogene, bHLH transcription factor a. Gene Ontology annotation, molecular function: RNA polymerase II cis-regulatory region sequence-specific DNA binding; DNA-binding transcription factor activity, RNA polymerase II-specific; protein dimerization activity. Gene Ontology annotation, biological process: regulation of transcription by RNA polymerase II; positive regulation of cell population proliferation. The transcript has 3 exons. The record is from RefSeq and is a predicted model, not a curated record. NCBI's taxonomy places the organism in Eukaryota, Metazoa, Chordata, Actinopteri, Siluriformes, Trichomycteridae. The coding region runs from base 163 to 1335 and encodes 390 amino acids.
CCGACAAGAGCGGAGGACGCUGUGAACGCUGCUGAAUAACGAAUUAAGCGACUGAACCUGGAUUUUAUACACUGACUGGGGCAACCUGACGAUAUUGGAAUCUAUUUAUUGUGUCUUUACAAUUUUGUGUGUUUUGGAGCUGCGUUUUAAAUACAUGCCAUCAUGCCUUGGAAGAACUACGAUUACGAUUACGACUCGGUCCAGCCGUAUUUCUACUUCGACAACAACGAGGAGGAUUUCUACAACCAGCUGCAGCAGUGUCAGGCUCCCAGCGAGGACAUCUGGAAGAAGUUCGAGCUGCUGCCCACGCCUCCUCUGUCACCGAGCCGGCAACCGUCCACAGCCGAGCAGCUGGAGAUGGUGAGCGAGUUUCUGGGGGACGAUGUGGUCAAUCAGAGCUUCAUCUGCGAUGCAGAUUCGUCGCAGGCUUUCCUCAAGUCCAUCAUCAUCCAGGAUUGCAUGUGGAGCGGCUUUUCUGCGGUCGCCAAGCUCGAGAAGGUGGUCUCGGAGAGGCUCGCGACGUUGCACGCGGCGAGGAAAAGCAUGCCGGCACCGGCUUGCACAGAGAAUACAGACAGUAGGGUGUAUUUACAAGAUCUAAGUGCAACGGAGUGCAUCGAUCCCUCCAUGGUGUUCCCUUAUGCGCUUGCGGAUUCGCAGAAGUGUGCAAAGGACACGCAGGGUGUGCAGACGCACGCGCUGGCGAUGGACACUCCGCCCAACAGCGGCUGCAGCAGCGAUUCUGACGAUGAAGAAGAAGAAGAAGAGGAGGAGGAUGAUGAUGAUGAGGAGGAGGAGGAGGAGGAUGAAGAAGAAAUCGAUGUAGUAACGGUAGAAAAGCGUAGAAGGAGCGACACCGAGUCUUCAGAGUACAGGCAGUCUAGCCCGGUCGUCCUGAAGCGCUGCCACGUCUCGACGCAUCAGCACAACUACGCAGCCCAGCCGUCCACGCGACACGAGCAGCCUCCCACCAAGCGGGCACGCCUAGAUGCCACACCCACAAGUCACAGUGUCAGCCGGCACACCCGACAGAGGAAGUGCACCAGCCCGCGAACGUCCGACUCCGAAGACAACGACAAGCGGCGGACGCACAACGUCCUAGAGCGCCAGCGACGGAACGAACUCAAGCUGAGCUUCUUUGCCCUAAGGGACGAGAUCCCAGAGGUAGCCAACAACGAGAAGGCAGCCAAGGUGCUGAUACUAAAGAAGGCGACGGAGUGCAUUCGCAGCAUGCAGGUGGAUGAACGAAGGCUCACGUCUGCCAAAGAACAGCUAAGGAAAAAGAGUGAACUUUUAAAACAAAGACUACAACAGUUAAGAAGAUCACAUCUAUAAUAAAGAACAUAUUCAAUUAAAGGAAUAGACUGUUGAGACAAAAGAAAGACUUUUAAAGUUUCUUGUUUUUAUGCAAGUUGUUCAUAUCGUGAUUUAGUUUUCUUUUAAAUAUUGUCAUUUUUUGUCUAUGUUUAAAACCACGAUUUAAAGUGGUCAGAUAAUUUGUAUUUAAACCAUUUAUUUUUAUUAAUAAAAUAAGAAAACACAGGCAUUGUGGCCAUUAUAAAAUAAUUUGUAUUUUUUUGUAUAUAACGGAUUCAUAUUUCUUAAAAGCCUAUUUUUUGAACUGUAUUGUCUGAGUGUUCUGCAGACACUGUUUUGGUUCGCUGUAUGUUUGAACAGUUC